Hydatigera taeniaeformis is the source of this 828-nucleotide messenger RNA. The record is from the annotation of a GenBank genome assembly. Lineage: Eukaryota; Metazoa; Platyhelminthes; Cestoda; Cyclophyllidea; Taeniidae.
AUGUCCUCGAAGGCUUCUGCCAUUCGCGAAGAAUCUCCACCCAGCAGGGAAGCAAUUGUAGUCUUCAUUCAUAAAUCUGACUUCAGGCCAUCAGUUUCGCACAUCCGGGCCCCAUUUUACAGGCCCCAUAGCGGCGACAGCAUUUACAUCUCGGUGGUCUGGCGAUUAUUGAAUUGCAUUCCAUCUGAUAAAACAAGUUCAACCUAUAGAUUUGAAUUUUUAGAGCCUACAUCCUCCAAAGCAGUGCCUCUGGUAAUCUGUGGUCCUUCUGGAUCUGGAAAGAGUAGCAUAAUACAAAGACUUCUCCUGAGGAAUCCAGAUAUCUUUCAAGUAUGUAUCUCCCACACCACCCGUCAAAGGAGACCAAAUGAGGUGGACGGAAAAGACUACAUUUUCGUUACCAAGGAUGAGUUUAAAGCGGCCAUAAGACGAAAUGAAUUUGUGGAAUACGCGGUAUUUUCCGGAAACUAUUAUGGAACAAGUAAAAAGCAAAUGGAGAAAGUCACUCAAGCCGGCAAAGUUUGUAUUUUCGAGUUGGACACUCAAGGUGUGGAACAGAUAAGAAAAACGGAGAUUCACCCCAUUUACGUUUUCAUCCGCCCAAGGAACUACGCAAUUCUCGAGAAGCGACUCCGUACGCAUUCGGUUGAGUCGGAGGAGCACAUCCUGCAGCGAUUGGCAAUUGCGCAUCACGAGAUGCAGUACGCCCUUGAUGAGGAAAUUUUCAAAAAAGUCGUUACAAAUGAAGAUCUAGACGCUGCAGUUCAGGAAAUUGAAACUCUCCUCCAGCAGGUUAGCGUGGCUUGGUUCAUGGCCUCUUUAUCAUAA